AAAAAAAAAAAAAAAAAACGAUUCGGAAGAAAAGUCAGUGUGUUUGAGUCGAGGGUUGCGACGCUCACCGCAAUGUACCCGCCAGCCGACUCCUCUGUGGCAGUCCCGAUGCAGAGCGUGAGCGCUGCGGGGGCCCCCGCCGCGGGGCCCCCGGUCGGCGAGACCCCGCGGCGUCCGCCCGACUACAUCAUCUACUCCAUCUGCUCCUUCGUCUACAUGUUGAAUCCGUUCUGCUUGGGACUCGCGGCGCUCGUCUUCUCCGUCAGGGCCAGAGACCGGAAGGUGUUGGGAGACCUUGAGGGGGCCCGAAAACUGGGCUCCACCGCCAAGUGCCUCAACAUUGCCGCCACCGUCAUUUUUGCCCUUUUCAUGUGUGUUAUAAUCGUCUUAUUUUCACUCUAUAUUUACAUUGUGACACAUCUCAUCCACUAAAUUUCAAGGUGGUCUCCUGCGAGUACACACACACACACACACACGUGCAUUGGACAAAUUAUGAAAUCCAGCACAAGAACUGUGUGAACGUUUCUGACGCCGAGGUCACCCGCAAAAUCCUGAUAAUUUGCAACAUAUGUAUUUGCGUUAUUGUUGCGGUCUCUCGUUGUAAGCACAAUAAAAAAAAAAAAAUGGGCCAAGAAACACGUGGUUCCCGUG
Messenger RNA from Syngnathoides biaculeatus (alligator pipefish), 651 nucleotides. Its product is annotated as dispanin subfamily A member 2b-like. Gene Ontology annotation, cellular component: plasma membrane. The transcript has 2 exons. The coding region runs from base 73 to 432 and encodes 119 amino acids. The record is from RefSeq and is a predicted model, not a curated record. Lineage: Eukaryota; Metazoa; Chordata; Actinopteri; Syngnathiformes; Syngnathidae.